This is a messenger RNA of Mytilus californianus (California mussel), 16045 nucleotides long. Its product is annotated as E3 ubiquitin-protein ligase RNF213-like. The record is from RefSeq and is a predicted model, not a curated record. Gene Ontology annotation, molecular function: protein binding; ubiquitin-protein transferase activity; ATP hydrolysis activity. The transcript has 72 exons. NCBI's taxonomy places the organism in Eukaryota, Metazoa, Mollusca, Bivalvia, Mytilida, Mytilidae. The coding region runs from base 204 to 11936 and encodes 3910 amino acids.
CGGAAAAUCUGUCUGCCAUUAUAAAGAAACAUGAGGACUUGAGGAAUGUCAAGUUAAAUCAAGUUUGUGCAGAAGCUAUAAUUAUAGCUACUACAGACGAAACUGGUACUGUAAAGUAUGUUAAAACUUUGGAAUCAGAGAAUCAUCAACUUUUAGAUCACUACUGUCCAAAAGUUAUUGCUUUUGGCUUACAGAAUUUUCAUAUGGAAACCAUGAAAGAAAUGAGGGAAUAUACUGAGGGUGAUUCUUUCACACAGCUUUUAAAUAGCAGAGGACAACAUCUGGAAAAGAGUAAAAGAAAGAAACUUUCUGUUAAUGAAAUCUUUGCAGAAGUUUGGGAACCAGCAAAAAAGCAAUGGAUUGAUCAAUGCAUAAAAUUGAAAAUAGGAGACCUGUUCUUUUCAGAUUUUCGAAAACAUUUUCAGACAGAUAAUUUAGAAAAGUUAAGACUGGAAUUAAAGAAGCAUUAUAAAGAAGAAAACGCUGAUUGGAUUGAUCAGAGAAUUCAUCAGUUUAAACAAUAUAAAACAAUUUGCAACUGUUUAGACGGAGCAAAAGCAAUUAUGAAAAUAGUGAGAGCUUAUAAUUUGAAAGGAAAUUUCAGUCAAAUACAGGAUAUUAUGAAGUUGACUGGUAAUGCUAAUACAAAAAUGAAGACCCUGGAUGAAGAUCUACUGAAAACUUGCUCUGUCCUGAGUGAAGUUGAUAGUGAAAAAGCAGCAUGUCUUAAUAUGUUUGUUGAAUGCAAAAAUCUCAUUUUGUGGCUAAGACAAUCAAUGUGCAGUAUCAAAGAGUUGCAGGUAUUUGUAGACUUGGCUAGUACAUCUACAGGAGAAGGAGACAUGGCUGUAGCUAGAGUACAUUGUUUACAUUCUGCUACAACAGGAUAUGGACCACUGAUUUUUAACUUCAAUGAAAACUGUGAUGAUAAGGCAUUUCUCGAAAAAUGCAAACAAGUAUGGAGAGUGCUGUCAACUGAUUCAAAACUUCCAAAGAAACUGCGUGGCACAUAUGAAAAUCUAGAAUGGCUUAAAUCUGUAAAGAAAUCUCAUGGUUCAGUGGAAGUAAACUCAUUAGCCCAAGCAGAAGCCAUUAAUACCAGUGGAGUAUAUGAAGUUGGAUAUUCUGGAGUUGACACACCAGUGAAAAAACUGUUGCUUACAGAUGUGCUUAAAUUGUCUGUAAGUCAAGAAAAGGAGAAUGAUGCCUGUAAAGAAGAGUUAGAAAUGAAUUCAGAGGAAAGAAAGGAAACCUUUGUAUCAAAGACUGAAGAAAAGAAAAAGUACAAUUAUCAGCAACUUCAAGAUCUGCAGUCAAGAUUGAUGUUAGUUGCUGGGAAAGCUGAAAAAGGAAAUGAUGAAGUGGAAAGAUUUACUAUGAUUUUGGACUCAGUGGUAAGGCUUGGAAAUAUAUACACAAAGCUGGUUUCUGAUGGAUGUGUUUUAUUUGCAAACUGGAAAGCAACUUUUCUGUGUGAUAAAAAAAGAGCAGUUUGUGUAUUUAUCAAUUUUGGUCAUGGGAUACAAAUGCAAACACUGAAAGGAAAGACAAAUGAUGUGUCUUCCAUCAUACCCAAAAUUGCAGAAUUCUUAGAACACUGCCACAGAACAUGGCUCACUUAUAUUACUGAAAAGAGGGAACAACACUAUUUGCUGAAUUAUUAUACCAUUGACCAGAUAGUGAUACUACAACAAGAACUUGUAAAAAUGGGCUUGGAACAAAAUCUAACUGAUCUUAUUUAUCCCAUGCUAUCAGCAGUGAAGCAUAACUGUACAAAGGAGGACCUGAUCAAGGCAUUGUCCAUGGCAAAGCAUGAUGUCAUUCAGAAGGAAUCCUCUGCAAAUGCAAAUCUUGCAGCAGAUAGUGAAUCAGAAAUCUUGGCUGAAGUAGAACUGGAUGAAACAGCUGAAGCUUUGUUAAAGCAGAUAAUUGACAAUGGAUAUCCAGAGGAGUUAGCUAGAGAAGCCUUGAAACACUGUGAUGAAGACCUUGAAGAAGCUCUUUUAUGGUGUGACGAUCAUGAAGAUGAUAACAUUAUUAAAGUGACACAAGAACAGAUUGAUGUGGUUUCUGCAGACAAACUUCUGGAGGAAACACCAUAUUCUGGAUGGCAAAAUGCUUUUAAAAAAUUACACUCUGCAUUACAAGACCUAUGGGACAAGUUUCUGAAUUCAGUAUCCUCCAGUGUAUCUGAUUACCUUAGUGCUGAGCAUCUUGGUCUCAUUUUGGAAAGAUUGGCUGAACAAGAAACUGUUACCAUUGAAAGAACAUUGCCAGCUUACUUCAAACUUGGAGAACCAAAUCUUGUCAUCGUUCAAGAAAAUGAGAUCUACAACACAUGUUUGUCAAUUUACAACCAUGAGGAUGAAAAACCACUGCCGCAGUCGGACGAAGUACUUCUCUGUUCUCCUAGCACUACACUGGAUAUGGUAGAAAUCUUCUGGAGGAGAGCUUUAUUUGCAGAAAAUGAUAAAAUCUACUGUUUAAUUAAUGCUGACCUCUUGGACUAUGAUAUUGCUGAUAGAGCUGAAAGAAAUCUGCAAAGUCUGAUGACAAGCUUAAAAAGCAAGGCUAAAAAGUAUAAACUAGUAAUCCUCUGUUGUGCAGAAAAUGAAAACAAAUCAGUAAUUGUUAGAGCUUUAUGUAAAUUUCAAAGACCACAGUUGUUUGCAGUAGAGAUUCAAAAUGUAAAGCAGUAUCUUCUGGGAAUGUUAAAAGUUGAGGAACCAGUGCAUGGUAUUAAACCUGCAGCAGGGGUAGAUUUUGAAAGACACUGUGGAAUAAGAGAUCCAUCAUGGUCAGAAUUACACCACUUUGUUAGCUUCCUGGAUGCCCAACUACAGGACUUUGAAGUUUCAUCAUUUUGUAGCUCAGUUGCUUUGCAAGAUUUGCCAGGAUUUCCAAAAUUUGUAUUAAGAUUUCUUAUACAAAUGUCAAGGGAUUUUUCAACUAGAUCACUAGUUGUGAGUGAAGAAUCACCUACACAGGUUUUCCAAGUCAUACAGGAAAAUGAACCACAAGAAGAAAAUGAUGGGAUUAUAGAACAGUAUCAAAUGAGGAGAACUUGGGAAUCAAGUCCUCAUCCAUACUUAUUUUUCAACCCUGACCACCACAGCAUGACUUUCCUUGGAUUUAAUAUCGAAAAAGGAACAGGAAAUCUAAUAGAUCUGCAGACAAAAGAAGUUUUGGAAAAGAAUAUCAUGGAAAAGAAUCUAUUUGAUGCUUUAAUAAGAAACAGAGUUAAUCUAAGUGAAAAUUUCGAUAGUCUUCCAAGGCAUGAAAAGAUCUUAAAACUGUGCAAUGUUAUGGGAAUAGACUUGGCACAUGAUCCUGAUCCAACAUAUGAGUUGACAACAGACAAUGUUAAGAAGAUCCUGGCUAUUUAUAUGAGAUUCAGAUGUAGAAUACCAGUGAUAAUAAUGGGAGAAACAGGAUGUGGAAAAACUCGACUAAUCAAGUUUAUGUGCUCACUACAGCAACCCCCUGGAGUGGAAGUUAAAAACAUGAUUCUGAUGAAAGUUCAUGGAGGAACCAAAGCUUGCGAUAUAAUCAGGAAAGUGAAACAAGCAGAAAAAAUAACUGCCAGGAAUUCAAAACAGCAUAUAAACAUGGACACUGUGUUAUUCUUUGAUGAAGCAAACACUACAGAAGCUAUAGGUGUCAUCAAAGAAAUAAUGUGUGACAAAACUUUAGGCGGGAAACCAAUGGAGUUACAUCAAAGACUGAAAAUGGUAGCAGCAUGUAACCCAUAUAGAAAACACUCAAAAGAGCUUAUCCAGAGAUUGGAACAAGCAGGACUUGGUUACCAUGUGGAUGCAGAGAAGACCACUGACAAGCUGGGUCAUGUUCCAAUGAGGAACUUAGUAUACAGAGUUCAGCCAUUACCACAGAGUAUGCUACCACUUGUAUGGGAUUUUGGACAGUUAGAUACUGAAGUAGAAGAGUUGUACAUCAGGCAGAUGGUUCUUAGAUGUGUAAACAAUGGACAUUUGCCAAGUCUACCAGGCUUAGAUAAGAUUGUCAGUAAGAUUCUGACAGUUUCACAAGACUUUAUGAGAAAGCAAAAGGAUGAAUGCAGUUUUGUAAGUUUACGUGAUGUAGAGAGAGUUCUACAGGUGAUGAGCUGGUUUUACAAGCAAAGCCAAGACGAAGAGCAUCUACUUUUCAAUGAGAUAAGAUUCCAAGAGAGGAAGAAAAAUCAGAAAGCAGGUAGAGAAUCCAUCAAAGAUAUUGAAGACAAGUUGAAGCAAAGACAUGAUGGCAUUGAUGAUUUAACAAGAUCACUAGUUCUUGCUUUGGGAGUUUGUUACCAUGCAUGUUUGAAGAAAAGAAAAGAAUACAGAAGAACAGUUGCAAGGCAUUUUAAAACUCCAUUGAAUCUUCCAGCAGGAGCUGAUCAGAUUGAGGAAGAAAUAUUGAACUGCCAGUCAGCAUUUAUAGACAAUGUAGAACUGGCUCAGAACAUUGCUAAGAACAAGGCUUUGAAAGAAAAUGUCUUCAUGAUGAUUAUUUGUAUAGAACUAAAGAUUCCAAUGUUUCUUGUGGGGAAACCUGGCAGUUCAAAAUCUCUGGCGAAAACAAUAGUUGCUGAUGCUAUGCAGGGAAAUGGAGCUCACAAUGAUUUAUUCAGGAACUUUAAACAGGUUCAAAUAGUGUCUUUCCAGUGCAGCCCUUUGUCCACACCAGAUGGUAUUGUUGGCACUUUCAAACAAUGUGCUGCAUAUCAGAAAGAUAAAGAGGGAUUUGUAUCGGUUGUAGUACUGGAUGAAAUUGGUCUAGCUGAAGACUCACCUAGAAUGCCUUUGAAGACACUUCAUCCAUUGCUAGAAGAUGGUUGCUGUGAUGAUGAAGAACCAGAGCCAUACAAAAAAGUUGCUUUUGUUGGAAUAUCAAACUGGGCAUUAGAUCCUGCCAAGAUGAACAGAGGUAUACUGGUACAAAGAGAUAUUCCAGACAAAGAGGAGCUCCGUAAUAGUGCAAGAAAAAUUUGUUCAACAGACAAAAAUGUAAAGAGGAUUAUUGACCCAAUGAUUGACCCCCUAGCCAUAUCAUAUAAUGAAUUAUUUGAUCAGGCUUCAGAAGAGAUGAGAGAAUUCUUUGGUUUGAGAGAUUUCUACAGUUUGUUAAAGAUGCUUUAUGGAUUUAUAUCAAAGUCAAGGAGUAAACCAACUUGGCUACAGCUGAAACACUGUAUUCUUAGAAAUUUUGGUGGAUUACCAGAAGAAGUUAUAAAACCUGUCGACAUAUUUGCUAGAAAUCUUGCAGAGGUAGUCAACAGAAAUGAAGAGGAAACAGAGUAUGAUCCUGAAUGUUCUUCAACUGGAAUGAUAAAAGCAUGUCUGAGUGGUCAAGCAGACAGUGAAAGUAGAUACCUAUUGUUGCUGACAGAAAAUUAUGGAGCUUUGUCAAUUCUACAGCAGAAGAUUUUCUCCAUGCACAAUGCAGAAGUAAUUUUUGGAAGCAGCUUUCCAAGUGACCAAGAAUACACUCAGGUGUGUAGAAACAUCAAUCGUAUCAAAGUGUGCAUGGAAACUGGUAGCACUGUGAUUCUACUAAAUCUAGAAAACCUGUAUGAAAGUCUGUAUGAUGCUCUCAAUCAGUAUUAUGUUGAAUUUGGAGGAGAAAGAUAUGUAGACCUGGGACUUGGAACACACAGAGUCAAAUGUAGGGUACACAAGAAAUUCAGAUUGGUUGUUGUAGCAGAAAAACAAGUUGUAUAUGACAAAUUUCCUAUACCACUGAUCAAUCGUCUUGAAAAACAUUUCUUGUCGAUGAAUACAAUGUUAACAGGAGAACAGGCUGAGCUUACCGAAGCACUGACUGAAUGGGCCGAAACUUGUGCAGCAGACAAAUCACCUAAUCAAAUUGGAUACAAGAAAGUGGAAAAAAAGAUAGGUGAUACCUUCAUAGGGUAUCAUGCAGAUACAUGUGCUGCUAUUAUACAUGAUAUUUGUGAGAAAAGAAAAUCUACAACACAGACAAUUCACAAUGAAAGAGAACAGAUCUUAAAAGAAGGAAAGUCAACAUUGCUUUGGUGUGCUACACCAGCUGCUGUGACACAGAAUGGUGGUGGAGAAGAAAUGGAAAUCUACAGUAAACAACAACAGCAUGAGAGUUUGACAGAUUACCUUUGUAAAAGACUUCAAGAUGACCCUGAUCAAAGUUUCUAUGCUCAGAUAACUACAAACUCUAGGAUCUUGUCACAAGCAGAAUGUGAGGAUCUUUGUGAAUCCAUACCAAUUGACAGACAAAAUGUGAUCUCACUGACAUUACAGCAAUUUCAUACAGAACAACAAUUUAGCAAACAAAUUAGAUCACUUGGUGAUAGUAAAACAGUGUCAAAUUCAAUGCUUAUUGUUCAGUGUGAAUGUGGUGACCAAAAUACAGAACUGAUUGCAUGUGCCAGAUAUUCUAUACAGAGGGAACUCAAACGUAUACUUGAAGAAAACAGUGAGGUCAAAGUCCAUGUGGUUCUUCUUGUACAACUGCCUGGUAUUGCUGGAGAUUCGUUUACUGGUUUCCAGUGUGGAUUGUGGCAUUCUGUCCAUAUAGAUGACUUACGAAUUUCCACAGUUAUUCCACCAUUAUGUGACAUGUGUGACAAGUCGGCCGGUGAAAUACUUUCAAGCUCAAAACAGGAAGUGAAACAAACCAGUGAAAAAGUAGAAACUUUAGAAGAAUCUGAAUUACAAACAUAUGAAGGAGAUAAAUAUGAACCUGAGCUAUUUGAACAAAAAGAAUUUCACAUCAAUAAGUUUAUCAGGAGUUGUGUACUUAAAGCACUGGCCUGUUUAAAAGAUCCUCCUACAGACUCUGGACAUACAUCUGGACGCACAACUGAAAGACUUAACAUUGUUUUAAGACUGCUUGAAAAUAGUCAUGAGGAAAGAAAGACAGUUCUGUCAGGAAUUGCUGAACACACAAAUAAGAUCAUCAGAGAACGAGAAGAAAACUUUGAUACAACAACUUCAUCUAACUGGUUAUCUGUAUUGGCCUCUAGACCAGAAAAUAUUACCAAGGCUGGAACAUUCAGGGAAUGUGUCAGUCAGUUUUUGGAAUCAAAAGUUGUUCCCAUUUUAGCAGGAAUAAUUUCGUUUAUAGACACAAAUAGGAACUUAGAUAUUCUGAUCAGAAAUGAAGAACAGAAACAAAAAUGGCAGACAGAACUUUGGCUCCAGAUCAUUAAUGAUCCUGAAUUGACACAAUUAAACUAUACAACAAUUGUGUCUCCAAAACAGCAACAGGAACUCUCAGAAUAUGUUGUGAAAACAACAUCAUCUACUGGCAGGGUUUUCUCUGCUGUAAUGCCUUUCUCUUGGUUGAUUUACAACCAGAUUGAUGAAGUAUUAGUCAAUACCAAAAAAACUCUACAAGAAAGUGAUGACCUUAUAAAUGUAGCCCUUAAAGCUGCUGACAUAUUUCAAGAUUUUCCAUUAGGAAGACUGUUGUUGAGUAUGGAAGAGGUCACCACACAAGACAUCCUUCGAUGCUAUAUUAGAGAUUUUGUUUUUAUGGUUUACCCAGUUCAAACUGAGAAUGAAUGUAAUCUUAUAUGUGAAAGUGUUGCCAUAGAAUGUAAAACACUGCUCAGGGGAGAAUAUGGAAGGCUUCUUCCCUCUUUAUUUGGUUGUCACAUUGUGUAUGCCUACCAAGCAGCAAGAUUUCAAAAUUUUUCACACAUUGUUUGUGUUUGGCCAGACUGUAGUGAAAAGGUUCUUGACUAUCAACAGAGAGAAUCCAAAAACUUUCUGGUCACCGAUGAAGAAAACACAUUAGACAUCCUAGCUCUUCAGUUACUAAUUGAUGAUCUCAAACCUGUCAAAGAUGCACUGAACAAACCAGAACCUAGAAAUAAAUGGUUACAGAAGGUCUGCCAGUAUAGACCUGUUGUUGAAAGAAUAUUUGGACAUUUCAAACAGGAUGUUCAAAAUCAGGAAUUAAAAUAUGGAGAGCAAUGCCAACAGGGUCUUCAGCAAGCCAGAUACAGAUGGACAAGAACAUUUAUUGUCAAGUUAUUUAUUGAGAAUGUUUGUAUGUCAAAUGAAGAAGAAGGGAAAGAAGUUAUACGGUGCAUGGCUUUGUGGACAAAAUUAGGUGAGACUGAUCCUGACAUGAAGACAUUAACUACAUUUGAAACAAUAGAGAACUAUCUGAAAAAGAGAAAUGACACUGUUUUAAGCCAGUGCUUUGGAAUAUUAUCACCAUGUUUAGCUUGUGAACGCAAGAUCAGCACUCUCCCAGUUAAACUUCCAUGUAAUGAUGUUUAUUGCGAAAACUGUUACCGAGACAUAAUCAUUGAGAAAAAGCAAUGCAUACAUUGUAACGAAACACUGCCAGAAAACUUCAAUCCAGCAGAAUUGCAUAAAAGUGAGAAUUUGACUAAAUACAGAGAUUUCAGAAGACGAUGUAACAGUUUCUUUAUGGAGGUUGUAUCACAGCUUUGUUUUGCUGAAGGAACUCCACCAUCACCAGAUGUUAUAAAGAAACUCCAGUCAUACAUUAUUGGAAAGAGUAAAAAUGAGAGAGGAGAGAAACUCCUGGUUUCUAAGGAAUUAUCUGUGUUUCAGGAUUCUAUUGACCCCACCCCAGUUGUCAGGUCAUUCCUACUGCAACAGCUGAUGCAGACUAGUGGUGUAAAUGUAGAGGAGCAUCUUACUUCCUAUUUUGAGAGUACGUGUCAACUGGUAGAAACAAUUGGAAAGCAGGAAGAAUUAGUAGAACUAUGUCUAUUAAUUUUACAGUGUAUGGAGGACUCUAUUCAUCAGCAGCAUCAUCAAUAUUGUGACACUGCAAAAGAGAUUACCAUAGCAACAAAAUUGAUGAGAGAGACAUACAAUGUUAUUUGCAAAACUGAUAUUGGAGUAUUGGAGAAAAUUAAGGCUAUUGCAAAGACUAGAUUUGCCUUAUCGAUUGUUGCUAAUUAUGUUGAGAAAGUUUUCAGAAUUUCUCAAAAAGGAAUACCAGGUGAUUUAAGAAGACUUUUUGAAACAGCUGGACAACUAUGUGAGGAUUGUCUUUGCCCAUGGCCAAGGCAAUAUUUUGUGAAACAUUUAUGUAGAAGUUUUGGUAUUGAUACUUACCAAGCAGUUCAAGGCAGUUAUGACUUCCUAAGAUGGGUACAGAUACCUGACUUGAAAGGCAAAGAGGUUAAAGAAUGUCAUGACAGGUACAUUGUUUGUGGAGGAAAAUACAAGGCUAUAAGAGAGGCAGUUGUAGCAGUAGGAAUUAGUCAAAAGGAAACUGAACUUCAGAAAAUACUGUCUGUACAACAUACAGAUGAAUGGAGGACAAGGGUGAUGGUUGUUCUAGCCUUACACAGAGAAGUUGCUAUGCACAAUAUUUACAUCGAUGAACAGAAGUUUUCAGAUAAGGGAUAUGAUUUACUCAAGGAAUGUUUGUUGAAGCAUCCAUCAUUUAGAAAUAGGGAAGGAUUACCAAGUUUAGUAAUGACAAAUAAGCUAUGGGAAGACCAAAGAUUCAAUAUUUACAGUGAAAUGAAUUUGACACAACAAAAUAUCAUAUGCUUAUUAACCCAUUAUAUGGUGUUGAUGAUGGAAAUCCCAGGACAGACAACCCUCAUAACUCCACUUAAGAAUAUUGCAUUGUUUCCAGAAAAGAUGGUAAAUGCCUAUUAUCCUACUAUGCCUCAAGAUGAAGCUUUGUAUGUGACAGAGGCUCUGUUGCAAGCAAGAAAAAGCAACAAUGAAAAUCCUGUACUUUACAAAUGUCCAAAUGGUCAUCCAUACAUAAUUGGAGAUUGUGGACGGCCAUAUUAUAAAGACAAGUGUAACACAUGUGGAGCACAGAUUGGUGGAGUAGGACACAAAGCUAUUCCAGGAAAUGUCAAGUAUGAAGGAGAUGAGACAGCUAGAGGACACAUACUUGGCAGAGUGUGUGACAGAAGUCAGAAACAGGCUGUUAUACAUGACAGAAGUUUAGACAAAGAAACAAUAAUACUAAUCAGACUGUUGACUCACAUGUCAAUGUUUGUUGGAUGUAAUUUCAAAUCACAGGCAGUAUUAGAGUCAAUCAGAGUAAAUCCUGGAGUAGAGUUAUCUGAGGUGCCUGACUUUCUUCUUGAACACAUUGAUUUUGACAUUGAGUGUCUGCAUAGGAUACUGGGGAAAAGUAGAGAUGAUGUCUUUUUGCUGAUUCAUCAUUUAUUAGCAACAAUUAUGGAAAAGCAUAAUAUGAGUGUGAUUGGAGAAGCAAUACCUGUUGAACAGUGUGAAUUAACCAAAAAGGAUGGAAGAAUCAAAUGGGAACAAGAAUUUGCCAACCGAUACUCAACUCCAGUUCUCAAGGCAUUGACUGGUACAUUAAAGAAAUGUAAUAAUGAAAUCCUAAAAGAUAAAAGACUAGGGUCUGAUCCUUUGCUACAGUUACUAUAUGAAGUUGACAUUCAGGUAGAAAUGUUGGAUGUUACAAACCUUCAGAAUAUUUCUGCAGUAUGGGGUUACAGAGCAUGUGUAUCUGUUGAGCAUUUAACACAGAUGCUUAAUUCAAGUCAGCAACAAUGUCCAGUAUUGUCUGUUUUCCUGGAAGAGGAAUCUAUUCUAAGAGCACUUAGACAUAUUCCUAGCAUUCUAAGGCUCCAAAAGCUGCUGAUGAAUAAAUACAACAGAAAAUUGGACAAGACUGAGGGGACAACUCUACAGAUUGAUACUAUUAAGAAGGAUAUAGAAAAAGACAGAAGAUCUGAGGAAUUUGGGACUUUACUUGAUGAUUAUGCAGAAGCAUGGGAAUGUGUACGUCAAUCACUUGAAUCUUACACUUGCUCAGUUAAUGGAUCUUUUGUCUCAGUGAAUAAAGAACAUUUAAGAAGGCAAAUAGAUAGCAGAACACCAGUUUCAUUUCUCCUUCCAACUCUCAGAGAUGAUGGUGGUUUAUGUGCCUAUAUGUUACUUAGAUUUCUGCUUGAAAGACAGAACAGCUUCCUAGGAAAAUAUUGCCAGAAAAGUAAUAAAUUGUUUGAUAGUAUGCCAAGAGUUCAUGUGAAGGACAUUUCGUCAGCUCAUCUGAUAAGUUACCAUCCAGAUAAGGACCUGUUACCAAUGGUGUUUGCUAACUGUAAUUACUCAUUUGAAGUUGGUCAGGGAACUAAAGUGGAGUAUGACUUUGCUAAUCUUGAGAGACAAUUGCUGGACAGAUUUCUUUUCUCAAAGUCAGUCAUCACUGGUAUUGAAGAGAUUGAGAUGUUUAGAUACAGAACAGAAUCUACAAAUGCUUUGGUAUUUGAUGAAUUGUCCCAAAGAAUUAAACAAGAAAGAAUCAAUACAACUAUUCAGAAUCAGAUACAAAGUGAACUGCAAGCAAAAGAAUUCUCUGAUUUGUGUGACAGUCUUGUCAAGCUGGAUAUUGCUAUCAGUUUCUUGAAGUCAGUCGGGUCAAACCCUGACAGCUUACUUUUUGAUUUUAUGUCCAAAACCCUGAAAAUACAACAUCCAUUCUUAAGUUCAAAGGCACAGCAGUUUACUAAGUGUAAGAAUACAUUAUCUUGGUGGGUUACCUUGUCAUUGCAUAAAGAGAAACAGCAAGCUAAAUCCAAAUAUAACCAGAAUCUGUUUGACAGUCUAUCAGAUAGCUUUAAGCAGCCACUAAAGUCAGAUCAACUUAAAAUUAUAGAAGGAAUAGUGAAUAGUUUGCCUUUGGAACAUAUUCAUAUUUUACUGGUUCUGACAUUCGAAUGUAUCCUUUUGAGAUUGGAUAUCCCCGAUAGUGACAAUUUGGCAGAAAUCAGCUUACAAGAAAUCCUGAUACCAUACAUAGAUUCUUCACCUUUUGAGAAUGACAGUUUGGUAGGUGAAUAUUUAAAGGAAGCAAUUAAGACACUGCCUUCUGGAAAAAGCAAUGCAAAAGUUACUACAGCACAAAUUGUUGACUUCUGGAAAACAAUAAACAAACUAUUGAUUUCUAAAGAACAGUUCAGGAGAUAAAAGGAUUAUUGAGCAAAAUGUUUGCCAUAAAAACUUUGGCAUAUGACUAUCAGCUUUAUAUAAAAGGAUCAAAUGAAAUACAAAUUAUAAUCAUGGUGUAUGACUUUAAAUCACAUUCCUUAACAAUUUUAUUUGUAUUUUUUUUUUUGCUCAAACAUUUCCUCAAUGAGUUAACAUUAUUCAAUAUUGGACUCAAUAUUUGCCUUAUAACCUAAAAUGUAUGUUUGAUUCAUUCAUUUUAUUUACUCUUUUCAUAUUUUUUUCCACUGAUAUCUUUUCACAUUUUUGCAGAAAUUCAAUGCUGUCAUGAACAUUUAUUUUUCAAUUAAAUUUGUGUUCCUUAUUUCAAAAAAAGAAGAAAAGAAGAAAAAAAUUCAUGUCAGACCCGAGACUACUAUAGGUAGUAAUCUUAAGUCAGCCAUCUUACAUUAUUUUGAAACAAGACACUACUUUCAAAUAUUCCCUUUACUUUUUAUAAACACAACACUUUUUAGUAACAUCUGACAUUGUAGACAUUUUUGUUUCAUUUUCAUAAUUUUAUGCUGUAUAGAUUUUAGCAUGUAAUAUGCAUUUACAAUUUACUUUUACAAUAAUUUAUGGUUAGAGUUUGAAAAUUAUAUGCAAUAUUUUAUCCAGCCAAGCUGGAUUUAUGUUAUUAAACUGGAAUUUAAGCUUGUGCAGAAUUCUGAAGUAAAUGCAUAUUAUAUUUUUACAAAACCAUAUAUAAAUGUAAACAACUUGCAAAUAUAAAACACCAUUUUAAUCAUCUACUUCAUACUUUUGACAUAUAAUUUGCCCAUAAAUGUAAAAAAAAAGUGAAGUUGAUCAAGUCUAAUUUUAGAUAAAUACAAUGAUUUCUAGUGAAAAGAUAAGAUAUCUAAUCUAAGCAGAUGAAAAGAAAUUAUGUAACUAUUUUAUCAGUAUCUUAUACUUGUGGAAGCAAUUGAAUAAAAUUUGGUACAAACUGUGCAUGGAUAUCAAAGUGGAUUUCCCCACUUUUUCAAAUAUUAAAAAAACACGCCCAUCUGGGGGUUGACUUUCCAGUCUGUCAGUGACGCUAUUCCUUGCCAACAAAAGCUAUAUGUUGCCAUGGCAUACAAACAGUUGUUUUCAUCAUUAUUAAUUUUUGUUUUGAUUUAACAAUUGUUCAUUUAUAACUUAUGUCAAAUUAAAAGACAUAGAUAAUUUAUUUCUCUAGAAACAAAUUGAAAGGAUUGACAUAAUAGACUGAAUGUAUAUUCUUUCAAAGGAUCUUCAUUGUAUACAAACCCUCCCAUUAUUACACAGGCAUUCAACAAAUACAAAUUUUUCAUCAAAAUAGAUUUGUAAAUCCAUUAAGCCAUGAUUAAAAUGACCUUUAAAUUGAUGCAUGACACCUUUUUAGCAGUAUUUUCAAGUAACUAGUCAAAGAUUUUUUAUUUUGUAAAUAUGUUUUGUCAGCAUUCAUCUGCAAAUUAUAAUGUUAUAUUAUGUAACUAUUUUAUACUAACCAAGUUUCCAAUACUGAUCAAGUACUGACCAACAAUGAACCAGAAUCUGUAAUCUGACAACACAAUGCAGAGAUCAGCUGACAGAAGAAUAAUCAGUCCUCAAGUGAAAAAUACUUUAUAUUCAAAAUUAACACAUACAUAAGCAUUUGCCAAAUCCUUAAGUUACAUGUACCAGUGUAUAUACCAUCUUUAUGUGUGUAUAGUACACCUUUUUAACGGCCAAAAAAUAGUUGGUAGAAGGGGUGCGUAUUAUACACAACUACAGACGGUUUUGUUUUUUUGUUUUUUUUUUGUUUUUUUAUUAAUAGUGUUUAUUUCUUCAUUAUUGUAUAUGUUCAAGGCGUUUUUUAUUUUAUUUCUUUAUUUGUAAUUUAAAAAAAAAGUUUUUUUUCCUUCUUUAUUGAAUACACAAGUACUGGUGUGACAUCCUGCAUGAGUGAGCUUAAAAUGAAAUUAAGGAUUAAGUAUGGGUGUGUAGCAAUUGAAUAAAUCUUGUCAACUUUUGACAGGUGUUCAAUAUAAUAACCUCAGGCAGUGCUCUUAAUCAACAUGAUAAAUGAAAAGGAAAUAUCUGAUUAAAAAGUCAUUAAAUUUUAAUUACUGCUAAUCAACUUUGAAAAUGUUUGAAGUUUAAUUUCUUUUGUUCCAUUUCAUUCUAAUUAUUUCUUUUAUAAUAUUUGAACAGUGCAUCAGCUUGGACAAGCUUAGACAAACAUUGAUUUCAAAAGGGAUCUUUAAUUAAUAACCUUCCAUUUAUAAAAUUAAUAAAUGUUAAUUACAUGAUAAAAGCUUUACCAUUUAAUUGUUUGUGACUUUAAAAUUAAUUGAUUGAACAAAUUUGUUUUUAAUUUUAAUUUUUCCCUUUCUAUUAUUUUUUUUUUUUUUUUACUUUUUUCGUUUUUUUUUUUCAUUUUUUUUUUAACUUUUUUUUUCUCACGAUUUUGGAGGGAUGAAAAGGGGUGCGUAUUAUACACAACCGUGUACUAUACACGGAUAAAUAGGGUACUUGAAACUAUGUUACUUUACUUACCACUGUUCAUUUUAAAUUUCUAGCUAGGUGUAAAAUUUUUUUUCCCCAACUUUUGUUUAAGUGUCAUGGAAUAGAAAUUCCUUUAUAAUAUAAUAUAAGUUUCAAAUGGAAGAAAUAUUCUAGAAAUUUAUAUCCACUGGAAAAAAUAUUACGAUAUUUGUUCCUACUAAAUAAAGGGUAUGGGAUAUUUGUUCAAACAGGAACAGAUGUAUUAUUGCAUUGUUUAUUAUAAAUUUUCAGAGAAACUUCAAUUAUGAGGAACAAAUAUACAUUGACACAAGGAGCACUUGAGUUAUCUACUACAAUGCUAUUUUUGUUGUGAGACUAGUAAUAUUCUGCAAAUAGCUAUACUAUGUUACAAAUGCAUCUAAAUAACAAUCUUUGUACAUUUUUUUCACAUAAAUAUUCAUUCAUCCUCACCUCUUUUCCAAAUUAUAUGUGCACUUUUUGCUCAAGGGCUUGAAAUUUCACAAAACAUGAUCAUUUUCUGAUAUAACUAACUACUAUUCAUGUCACAAUGGUAAACUAUCCCAAUUAACCCACUAAAAAAAUCUUAAAACUUUAAACUGGGACUUUUCUUGUGGUUGAUUUUUUUUAUAGAUUUGCAAACAAAACACCAUGUUAAUUUAUGUGUUUAAAGAAGUAUUGAAUUCAUUUAUUCAAAUAAAAGAAAUAUAAUACCAGAUAUUUAAUGAUUGUAUUAUCUAUCAAAUUAGCCUUCAUCACUAUCAUAAUUUUUUUAAUUACUUUUUACUAACUGACAUCAAGGAAUAGUAUAUUCUUAAAUUUACAAUUCCUUGUUUUAAUUUUUUGGAUCAUUUUUAGAAUUUUUUUAGAUAUGGUUUAAAAAGUGUGAAACUUAUCUUUUAAAAUAUAGAUUUAUAAACAAUGCAGUUCAAGAAUUUACAUCAAAGUAUUUCAAAGAAGACACAGAAAGAAGGGUGGUGAUGGUAUUGACUAUACUUCUUUUUUGUUUUUGAUAGUACAAAUAUGAUGCAAAUAAACAUAAAAAAACCAAAUGAUUUCUUGGUGGUGUAUUGCAGGUAUUAUUUAAAUAGUUUUGUUUAUUUUUAGAUGUUGAGAUUUUAAUUUGUAAUUAAAAUUUCUUUAUGAAAUCUUGUGGGCAACAUGAUAUCACAGGAUUUGGACAGCAAAUCUCUGUUUUUAUAAGAACCUGUUCAAAUCAGAAGCAUAAAAGUUAAUUGAAUAUCUUUAAUAUGCAAACGUCAAAAUGCAUAUCAGAGUAUAAGAACACAUUGCAACAAAGUCAGUCAUGAGGAAGAUGUUUCAUGUAAAAUUACAAGAUUGUCCUUUCUUUUUUAGAAUUAUAAGAGCAAAAAUUUGUUUUUUGGAAUGAAAAAUGACAUUAUUGUUGUUUAUGAAGUUUGUUUUAAUAAGUUUCUCAUGUAUAAUAUAAAUAAUUUAUAAUCAAUUUAAAACAAUAUAUAUUGUUAAUGAUUCAGUUGUUAAAAAAAAGAUGGUUUAUCUGUGUUUGUUUAUCAUGGGUUUUGGUUACUGAAGUUAGAUAUCAUUAAUCUUUAUACAAUGUAUUUGCAAAAAUCAUUUGGAAUAAAUAUAUUGGAUCAAAA